CACAUGUCUUAGUUCAGAACAUUUAAAGGAGGUGCAAUUUGAUCUCUUUAUAUUGUUUGAACAACAAUUCUUUCUCUAUGAGCUAAUUUUUCAAGGUAAGACAGGAUAUAAAUAAGCAUAGAGACAAAUCAUUGGAGAUCAGCAAUUCGAAGACAUAAUAAUGGAGAGCGAGUCUUCCCAUGAAAUUGAACCAGUUUUUCAGGAUUUUGAAGAUAAUGAACAUGAAUUUGGGUCUGGAGACGAAAGUGAUGUUGAAAAUCAACUUGUCAACACUGCAAUAUUUGUUAAUGACAGGAAACUGGAUGGUAAAACUGCAUUGCGAAUUCUUCAACGUGCUGCUUUAUAUGAUAACUGGAAGAUUGCAGAACCAAUUCUAAAUAAGGAACCAAGAUUUGUUAAUUUUGAAUUUGGAGAAACCUCUGAAACAUUACUUCACGCUGCAGCAUUAGCAAAAAGUAGCGGAUUUGUGCGAGAGAUAAUUAAACUAAUGAAAGUAGGUGACUUGGAGAAAGGUGUGAAUACGGCAUUUAUGUUGGCAGCAUUGGCAGGGCACGUUGAAAUUGCUAAAGCAAUGAGAGAAAAGAAUAAGAAUCUACCAAACAUCUGUGGUAAGGAGGGAGAUUUACCAAUCUCUGUGGCAGCUCAAGUUGGGCAUAAAGCUAUGGUAUCAUACCUUUAUGAGGUCACAGAUUUUGAUGUGAUACAGCAACAAGAACUCUUAUACCUUCUUGAGAUCACUAUCCAGAAUGAAAUGUAUGAGGUAGCAUUAAAUAUAUUCAACAAGGACAGAAAAUUAUUUGCCACUAAAAUAUUACAAGGAAAUAUUAAUGUCUUCCACACGUUAUCUCAAAAGUCCAUAGCGAUCAGUAACACUUCUUCUCCGGUGUGGAGAAAGUUGAUUAGCGUGGGCAGGAGGCAAUCCAUUUCAUUGCUAAAAUUGCUUCCGGAAAGAUAUGUAGUUGAGAAACAAGCUGAGACACUACUUGAGGAGCUAUGGGCGGAGUGUCUAAGAAGAGGAAGGGAUAAGCUGUUAGACUUAGCGCUAAAAGAAAACUGGGCCCAUUAUGCUGCAAAAGCAGGAAAUCUAGGGUUUUUACUUGUGGUUACUCGUGAUUUUCCUGUGCUCAUGUGGACGAAUGACGAUAAAAGGCAUACCAUUCUUCAUGUUGCAGUUUUAUAUCGAGAGGAAAAAGUCUUCAGUCUUAUACACCAAAUAGGAGGAAUGAAAAAUAUAUUUCUUGUAGAUUUUGACAAUGAUGGAAAUAACAUUCUACAUUUGGCUGGGAAGUUAGGGGAGCCAAUAUUCAGUAAACAGAAAAGUAGUGGACAGAUGGAAGCCCUGAAAAACAAACUUGUUCAGUCUGUGCCUCCUAAUGCUGAUAAUAAUAAUGCUGUAUUCGUUGAAUCACUACAACAGCUGUUUCAAGAGAUAGAAAUCAUUAGACACAUAACAGAGACACAGUCUGUUAAGGCGGAAGAGAAGAUUAUGCCGCCAUCAUUUCUUAGGGUUUCUGGAGCAGCACUUCAGAUGCAAAGAGAGAUAUUGUGGUUCAAGGAAGUGGAGAAACUUGUACCGCGUUCACUCCAAAAGAUGACAAACAAGGAUGGAAAAACCCCUAGAGAAUUAUUCACGGAAGAACACAAGAUAUUACUAAAAGAAGGGGAAAUGUGGAUGAAAGACACAGCAAAUUCUUGUAUGAUUGUUUCAACUUUGAUUGCCACAAUGGUCUUUGCUGCUGGAUUCACUGUGCCAGGUGGUAAUAACAGUGAUAAUGGCAUUCCAAUAUUGCUAAAAUUGUAUGGAUUUAGAGUCUUCGUCAUAUCAGAUGCAGUGGCACUAUUCACCUCAAUCAUUUCCAUCAGUAUGUUCUUGUCCAUUCUGACAUCUCGCUAUGCUGAAGAUGAUUUUCUUGUGUCAUUGCCUGCCAAGAUAUUGUUUGGACUCACAAUGUUGUUUGCCUCGAUAGUUAGCAUGCUCUUGGCUUUUGCAGCAACCUUCAUGUUGGUCUAUAGUAAUCAUAUAGGUUGGGAGCCAAAGAUCAUUGUUGCUUGUGCUGGUGUUCCUGUGGCUUUAUUUGGGUGUUUACAGUACAAACUAUGGUUUGAUGUGGCAAAAUCGACAUAUUGGUCCAAGUUUCUUUUUAGAUCGGGAAAGCACAAACUCGAUUGACAACAGAACCUUCAUUGCUGAUCAUAAUGAUUUCGUAUCUUCUUAUUGUCAUCAGUAAAAUACAGAGCAAAAUUGUGCAUGAAAUUAAACUUGAGUGAAUUUCUCCAUCAAUGCUAUUUGUGAUUGAUAAUAAUUAAUAGUUUUAGCA
Molecule: messenger RNA, 2318 nt
Organism: Solanum stenotomum
Lineage: Eukaryota; Viridiplantae; Streptophyta; Magnoliopsida; Solanales; Solanaceae
Product: ankyrin repeat-containing protein NPR4-like
Exons: 7
Coding region: 161-2170 (669 amino acids)
Molecular function (GO): protein binding
Source: RefSeq, a predicted model, not a curated record